AUGGCAUUUGUGGGACUCUGGUAUCAUCUCAAAGGACUCGCCCAGCAGCAUGUUUUGCUAGCGACCCUAAUCCUGUGGGGAUUGGACAGAGCUGGACGGCUGGGCAUAAUUAUCUGGCGUAAUUUUGGCCGGAAACGAACUACUGCUACCGUGGAGUUGCUCCCGGGGGAUGUAGCUCGUGUUGACGUAGCCAUGGCGCGGGCAUGGGACUUCAAAGCUGGCCAGUACAUGUACCUGUACCUCCCUUCGUUAGGUCUGUGGACCUCGCAUCCAUUCUCCGUGGCUUGGACAUUGUCCGACGCGACCAGCUGCCCGGAGAAAAGCAGCUCGAGUGAUUCUUUCAAUGGGUUAUUGGGAGAACCGCAGCAAGCGACCAUGUCAUUCUUGAUCAAGCGGCGCCACGGGUUCACCCAUAGGCUUGUGGAGAAAGUCAACAAAAGCGAUGAUGGAAAAUUCAAGGCGACUGCCCUUGCAGAGGGGCCAUUUGGUGGCCUCCAUUCCCUGUCGUCAUAUGGGACGGUGGUCCUGAUUGCGGGAGGGAUCGGGAUCACACAUCCCAUGUCCUAUAUGCAGGCGUUUGUGAAUGGAUUUGCCGCGCGGUCGACCGCGGUGCGCAGGGUGUGUUUGGUGUGGGUGGUCCGCAGCCUGGACCACCUAUCCUGGAUCCAGCCAUGGAUGACUGCCCUGCUCAAUCAUCCGGUGAUGCAAGUACCCAACGAGCAGAAGCAAUACCCGCACUUCCGUAUGUCCGAGUUUUCAUUGUCUGUGCAGAUCUACGUGACGCUGCGAGAGAGCAGUCCCGAGGAAUUUAAGAGCGAGGAAAGCCCCUGGGCCGACGCUCCACCCCCAACGGUGCCUGUUGGCAUCCAUUUCGGCAAGCCGUGCUUCGAGGAUAUCCUGACGGGGGAACAAACACGACAGAUAGGUGCCAUGGCUGUGAGUGUCUGCGGGCCGGGAGGCAUGGGCGAUGACGUACGCCAGGCGGUACGAGGGAAGCAAGAGGGUAAGACGAUGGAUUUUUACGAGGAGACGUUUUCAUGGUAG
This is a messenger RNA of Aspergillus tanneri, 1044 nucleotides long. Its product is annotated as NADPH oxidase family protein. NCBI's taxonomy places the organism in Eukaryota, Fungi, Ascomycota, Eurotiomycetes, Eurotiales, Aspergillaceae. Gene Ontology annotation, biological process: iron ion transport; copper ion import; intracellular iron ion homeostasis. The transcript is spliced from 4 exons. The record is from RefSeq and is a predicted model, not a curated record. Gene Ontology annotation, molecular function: ferric-chelate reductase activity. Bases 1 to 1044 code for a protein of 347 amino acids. Gene Ontology annotation, cellular component: plasma membrane.